AUGGAUGACGAUCCAACUACUUACUUUCGUGAUUUUUCCACAUCCUACCUGGAAGACAGAAUCUCUCAUGUUUCAGAAUAUGCUAACCCGAUGGCUCAUUUUCAUGAUUCCUUUGCAUCCACUGCAGGAGAUACAAGCUCUUCUAUUUCAAAGGAUGUUGGGAGUCUCAAGCAAAUUAAGGGGAUAAGGGUGGUCGAAGUCCAAGCUCCAGAUGUCCAAUUGGAGCUCUUAGAUUGGAUGAGAGUUACAUCUGAAAUUGAAUUUGAGCUACUACACAGCUUCUCCCCAUAUAGUUCUGCAAGCUUUGCAUAUAAGCAUCUUAUCAUGGAAGAGGAUGAUUCUUCAGCCUCAAAAAAUGUAAAUGAUCAGACAUCAUCAGCUUAUGGGGGUAGAAUUGUGGAAGAACCCAGAGUUGUGGUGCAUACAAUAAGUGAAGCUGAUAUCCUGGAAGAUGGAUAUAGCUGGAAGAAAUAUGGACAAAAAGAAUUUAUGGGAUAUCCAAAUCCAAGGAGCUACUAUAAAUGCGCAUUUCGAGGAUGUCCAAUGAAAAAAUAUGUGGAUCAAACAUCACAUGACUCAAGGGUUGUGACUACCACAUAUAAAGGGACACACAACCAUGGUAGUAGCAGCAACAACAUGUACAUGCCUGUCUUAGACUUGCCCUUUCAGAACAUAGAGCAGCGAACAACACAAACUCAGCUGUGUCUUGAGGCCCAGGACCAAGUAAGUGAAGAUGAUUUGUUUUGGGAAUAA
Prunus persica (peach) is the source of this 753-nucleotide messenger RNA. Its product is annotated as probable WRKY transcription factor 75. The record is from RefSeq and is a predicted model, not a curated record. Gene Ontology annotation, molecular function: DNA-binding transcription factor activity; sequence-specific DNA binding. The transcript is spliced from 4 exons. Bases 1 to 753 code for a protein of 250 amino acids. Lineage: Eukaryota; Viridiplantae; Streptophyta; Magnoliopsida; Rosales; Rosaceae. Gene Ontology annotation, biological process: regulation of DNA-templated transcription.